AUGCCGAAAAGGAAACUCGACGCAACUGCCGGCUCCGAAGGCUCGGCGCCUUCGCCGACUGGUGUCUCUGCGUCUCAGGGAGACAACGUGAGCAUCGAAGAGGCGGAGAGAACGAAGACUGCUCGCCACGCGCCGUCUGAACUCAACGGUGCAUGCGGAGAGAAGCUGAGAGACAGUGAAAGCGAUGUCGGAGGAGAACGCGAAUGCAACAGCGAGAGAGGCCGAGAGAAACGGUGGCGCGAGAGAGGAAGACGGAGAGGCGGAAAACGAAGGAAAGAGCACGCGCCCAGCACCGGAGAAAAAAACCGGGAAGACGACGGGAAACAAACUCCGUAUGCCCCACUCAUCUAUGAAAACGCUGCCUUUGAAGCCUACUAUAAAGCACAGGGCGUCUGUCCAGCUGAAGAAUGGGACGCCUUUAUGGCGUGUAUCAAGACCUCCCUGCCAGCGGCAGUUCGCGUGAACCGAUCAGCGCCUCUCUGGCGAUCGACAGUCGACUUGUUGACGCAGCUCAGCAGGACAGACAAAGACGAGACAGGACCGGAGGAAACGUUGCAGCGGCUGCCGUGGAUGCCCCAUGAGAUUGGCUGGCAGUGGAGCACGGUCUGCAAGAUCCGCCUGCGCCGUGAUGAAGGCUUCAGACGCAUUCGACGCCACAUCAUGAACGAAGAUUUCCGGGGAGGUUUGAGUAGACAAGAAGCUGUGAGUAUGCUCCCAGCCCUGUUCCUGGAUGUCCGCCCCGAACACCGGAUCAUGGACAUGUGCGCCUCUCCAGGAUCGAAGACGACGCAGAUUCUGGACAUGAUGCAGUGGGGGGCUGUAAACUCUCUCUCGCAGGGUGACGCGGACUCGCCGGCGCUCCCUGGCCUCGAACCACCAACAGGAUUUGUCAUCGCGAACGACAUCGACGCCCAGCGAACUCAAACGCUUGCGCACCAGUGCAUGAAGGUUCCCUCCGCAGCCAUCGCCAUCAGCUGCUCCGACGCCUCAUUCUUCCCCCUCACGUUGCCCGACGGUCCGACAGGCGAGACUCGCCUUCAGUUCGACAGAAUUCUCGCCGACGUGCCUUGCAGCGGCGACGGAACGAUGCGAAAAAACGGCGAUUUGUGGCGAAAGUGGAGUGCAACUGGGAGCGUCAGUCUCCACAGCAUUCAGCUGGGCAUUUUGCAUCGAGGUUUGCAGCUGCUGCGUGUUGGAGGGCGCCUGGUCUACUCCACCUGUUCUCUCAGUCCUCUUGAAGACGAGGCGGUCAUUGCAGCGGCGCUUUUGCAGUAUGGCGACGCCAUCGAACUGGUUCCCCCUCCGCCUCUCCCAGGACUGCGCUUCUCUCGCGGCCUCUCCUCGUGGCUGGUGCCUGUGCCAGAAACGAAGCAGAAGGAGCAGAAAGAAAAGAAGGACGAGAAGGAAGAGAAACAGGGGACUGGGGAGGCAGAGAAAGAAGGCCCGCAGUCAAAGGAAGGACAGCAGACCGCCCUAAAUGGCGAGUCAGGCUGCGGUCAGAAGUUCUUCGCCGCAUUCGCUGACGUUCCAGAGCCUCUGCGAGGAAAAAUCAAACCCACGAUGUUUCCGCCGCCGUCGGGCGCCGCUAUGCACCUGGACCGGGCCGUGCGCGUUCUUCCUCAUCAAAACAACUCAGGCGGAUUUUUCGUCGCAUGCCUCCACAAGAAAGGAGAACUCCCUUCUCGAGCCCAGAGAGAGCGAUACAAAACACGAGCAGCCAUGGCGUCUUCUUCCACUUCUUCCUCUUUUCCCUUUUCUUCUUGCACUUCUUCCAUUUCUUCCUCUUCUUUCUCUUCUUCCUCUUCUUUCUCUUCUUCCUCUUCUUCUGCGGGUUCUUUAGAGGUCGGUGAGCAGAAGACAGGAGAUACGGGGCGUUCCUCGCCUUCGCUUGCGUCUGUACCUCCGUCUUCUCCCCUUCCUUCCGCCGCCUCCAAUCCUCUUCUCGACGGAGAUGAAGCUGAGUCGUCUUCUGCGUCUUCGUCUUCUGUGAAGGAAGGAAAGGCGCUCUCAGUAGGAGCACGAAAGCGUCCGCUUCCCGGCUCACUGACGCAUCCGGCCGUCGCAUUGGCAAUCGCAGCGAGUCAGCCGGGUAGUCUCUUUCACACGCUGCUCCCAGUCGAUCUGUACGCCGAAGAAGGUUUCGAAAGUGUGCUCAGUUUCUACGGCUUCUCGAGGGAGUAUGCGCCGUCUCUGGUGAAGGGGGACCUUCGCAGCCCACAGGCCGUUCGCGAUCUUCCGAUUCACCAGCUGACUCGCCGUCUCCAUACACCCAAACGGCUGUACUUUGUCUCAGAAACUUUCUCGCAUCUGCUUCACCUCCUUCUUCUCGCUCCCCACAAACCGCGACAUUCCCCUUCUUCAUCCGCAUCUUCAUCUUCUUCUGGUUCUUCUCCGGAGGGUUGCGGCGAAAACGGGGAGAGAGACGAUGGAGUCUCGGCGGCGGAGGGUAGCGAACAGCGCGACGUUCCGACCUGGCAGUCUCGGAAUAGGAAAUCUCGAGACGAAGUCCGCAUGAAGUGGCUGCAUGCAGGGAUCAAAGUUCUCGUUCAACACGGCAGCACGCAGCAACUCUCUUGUCGAUUCGGAGCUGACGGAUGGAGAGUUUCUCAGGAGGGUGCCUCGCUGAUGGUCCGCUACAUGCGGCGUCGCAUUGUCUUUUUGAACCUCGAUUUCGCGGCGACUCUCCUUCUCUCGGAGUCCCGAAUUGUCGAAAGAGAGGAGCUGCUCAGGGGGGAAGUGGAAGGCAGCGUCACAGCCCUCGACUCGUGCCGCGACGAAGCUGGAGCUCUCGAAGCGGGUGGUUGCGUGUGCAUCGUCUGCCCAACGGAGGUUCUUCCCUCGUCGCGCUUUCCUUUGCCUCUUUCGUCCUUCUCUUCGCUCGCCGACGCCGUCUGUUUGAGCUGCCUCGUCACUCCAGGCGGCAACCUGCACUGCUACGUGAGCAGAACAGAAGCUUCUGGGCUCGCGUUCCACCUCUUCGGCGUCGAAGAAGACGAGAAGAAGAACGAGAAGUGCGAAAAAGAUGAAGAGUGA
Messenger RNA from Neospora caninum, 3033 nucleotides. Its product is annotated as nol1/NOP2/sun family methyltransferase, related. The transcript has 18 exons. The coding region runs from base 1 to 3033 and encodes 1010 amino acids. Gene Ontology annotation, biological process: RNA methylation. The record is from RefSeq and is a predicted model, not a curated record. Lineage: Eukaryota; Apicomplexa; Conoidasida; Eucoccidiorida; Sarcocystidae. Gene Ontology annotation, molecular function: methyltransferase activity; RNA binding.